Molecule: messenger RNA, 174 nt
Organism: Suillus subaureus
Lineage: Eukaryota; Fungi; Basidiomycota; Agaricomycetes; Boletales; Suillaceae
Exons: 1
Coding region: 1-174 (57 amino acids)
Source: RefSeq, a predicted model, not a curated record
AUGAUGCACACAAGUGGACUGCCAAAGUUCCUGUGGGGAGAAGUGAUCAUCCACACUAUUUGGUUGAAGAACAGACAUUCAACACACUCACUAGAUAACAAGACUCCCUUUGAGAUGCUCUUCAAGAAGAAACUGGACCCAUCAAACCUACCAGUAUGGGGCUGCCAAGUCUGA